Molecule: messenger RNA, 3147 nt
Organism: Polistes dominula (European paper wasp)
Lineage: Eukaryota; Metazoa; Arthropoda; Insecta; Hymenoptera; Vespidae
Gene: hrg
Product: poly(A) polymerase hiiragi
Biological process (GO): RNA 3'-end processing
Cellular component (GO): nucleus
Molecular function (GO): RNA binding; poly(A) RNA polymerase activity
Source: RefSeq, a predicted model, not a curated record
GUAUAGUGUGAGAAUACGUGUUAUUCAUUAUUUUCGACAGAGAGGAAAAAAAAAAAAGAAAGAAAGGAAACGUUAACCGUUACUUUAUUUAUUUACACAAUUAAAGAUAGUAGAAGUCAUCCGGGAUGUAUUAAACGGUGGUUUACAGUGAACAGUGCAUGAUUACCUUGACUUCAUUUAUAAUAUUUUUCUUUCAAUUCGUCAAUUCGAAUGCAAGUCUGACGCGAAAGAUCUACGAAGCUGCGGACAUAAUUUCUUUAUGAAUUUUUUCCUCCUUACUUAUCUUACAAUUUGUUUACAAUACUUUUCCCAUUGUUAUUUUACAUCCGAGUUGUUAAUCAUACAGAAAGUGCAUCUUAUUCUAAUAUAAUACCAAUUCCGUUUCAGGAAUUGUUUCUAAUAUUUUAUAAAGACCACCCUAUGCUUUCUUAAUGCAGACAUUUCAGGUUUUUAUAACCUGAUUACGCGAUCAAAAGGUUCAAUUUGUAAUCUUAUUCAAACAUGUUUCUGGAUCUUUGACAGAACAAUAAACGGAAGUAGAAAAUAAAUAUUAAGAAGAAGCUAACCGACUUAAAGAAGAAAUCUCAAAUAUGUGGGGAUCUCAAUCGGUUAACUCUAACUCAAAUUCCAAUUCUAAUUCCAAUUCUAAUUCUAAUGCCAAUUCUAAUUCAAAUUCAAAUGAGAAAAAGGAUAAAACUAGUACACUAGGUAUGACAUCGGCUAUUAGUAUGGCCGAACCAAAACCUAAUGACUAUAUUAGAACAAAUGAAUUAAAGGAAGCUUUAAAACCAUACAAUGUAUUUGAAUCGGAAGAAGAAUUGAAUCAUAGAAUGGAAAUAUUGAGUAAAUUAAAUACUUUGGUAAAGCAGUGGAUUAGAGAUAUAAGCUAUGCAAGAAAUAUGCCACCUAAUGUUGCAGAUAACGUUGGUGGAAAAAUAUAUACCUUUGGUUCAUAUAGAUUAGGUGUUCAUCACAAAGGUGCUGAUAUCGAUGCCUUAUGUGUUGCCCCAAAACACAUAUAUAGAUCCGAUUAUUUCUCAUCGUUUUUUGACUUAUUAAGAAUGCAAGAAGAAGUGACUGAUUUAAGAGCAGUGGAAGAAGCAUUUGUACCAGUUAUUAAAAUGAAAUUUGAUGGUAUUGAGAUUGAUAUGUUGUUCGCUAAAUUAUUGUGUAAAGAAGUUCCAGAUAAUAUGGAUCUUAAAGAUGAUUCUUUGUUAAAAAAUCUUGAUCAGAAGUGUGUAAGAAGUUUGAAUGGAUGCAGAGUAACGGAUGAGAUUUUACGUUUAGUACCUAACAUAGAAAAUUUCCGAUUGGCACUUAGAGCUAUUAAAUUAUGGGCUAAAAGACAUGGCAUUUAUAGUAACGUUUUAGGAUACCUCGGUGGUGUAUCAUGGGCAAUGCUCGUAGCUCGAACAUGUCAACUUUAUCCUAAUGCUGUAGCUGCAACAUUGAUUGAAAAAUUUUUCCUUGUAUUUUCUCAAUGGAAAUGGCCACAACCUGUUCUACUAAAACAACCCGAAAACUGUAACUUAGGCUUUCCAGUAUGGGAUCCAAGAGUAAAUAUGUCAGACAGAUAUCAUUUGAUGCCAAUAAUAACUCCAGCAUAUCCACAACAAAAUUCAACAUUUAAUGUAUCUGCAUCGACACGAAAAAUUAUGCAGCAAGCAUUUGACGCUGGUUUAAGAACAACCGAAGAAAUUAUAACAGGAAAAGCAACGUGGGACAAAUUAUUCGAACCAUCCCAUUUUUUCACAUCAUAUAAACAUUAUAUCAUAUUAUUGGCCAGAAGUUUAACACCAGAAGAUCAACUAGAAUGGUGUGGACUAGUUGAAUCCAAAAUACGUCAUCUCAUAGGUAUACUGGAAAGGAAUCCUCAUAUCAAAUUGGCUCACAUUAAUCCAGAAGUUUUCCCACCAUUAAAACCAGAGCCAGAUAGACAAUGUUCUAUGUGGUUCAUUGGAUUACUUUUUGAAUCCAGUGAAAACUUAAACAUUGAUUUGACACAUGACAUAAAGACUUUUGUCGAUACGAUUGAAAGGCAGGCCGAAGCAAUAAAAAUGUUAAAAGAAGGCAUGUGGAUAGAAGUAAAACAUGCGAGAAGAAGAGAUUUAAUCAACUAUCUUCCGGCUUCAUUAUUAAAAAAAGAGAAAAAGUCAUCAAGUGGGAAUUCACACCACAACGGAAAUAUUGCUGGAAAUGGAAAGAAUGGCGGUGUUUCUUCCAGAAAUCAAGAUACCGCUAAUAGAAAAAGAUUAUCCGAUCAAAGUCUUGAUAGUAAUGGAAAGAAACGAAAAGUUGUCGAGAAUGAGCAACAAGUAUCACAGGCGGAAGACGAGUCGUUAGUGGUUCAGUCAUGUGGAGAUGAUAGCAACUCUGGCUUUAGUUUGGACGAUUACAAGCAGACUGUAACGAUUACUAAGGAUUUAACAAAUUGUACAUAUAAUGAACAAUAGACACAUCAUUAAACAAUAUUAGGAAGGGCCUACCGAUACGUCUACGGAAGCACAAGACGGAUAUGAAUGUACUUGACCAAUAAAAAGUUACUACCUCACACCGAUCCACAGAUGUUCUUCUGGGCCAUCUAGACUGUAAGCACUUUUCACGCAAAACCAUCCAACGUUCUCACUGUAAUUGUCCCACGUUAUGUAAAAGCAAAACCAAUGUUCAUAUAUCGAAGAAGGAAAAUAGAAGAAAAAAAAAUAAAAAAAAAAAGACAGACAGAUAGACAGACAGACCGACAGACAUAAAUAAGCAGCUAAAUAUCCGUUUGUAAAACAAUUGAUGAGCAAUUGUAUGAAGUUAAAAAAAACAGGACGCGCUAUUAAUAAUCUUAGGAUUUAUAGAAUUAUUGUCACGAAGUCAAUGGGAGCAAUUUAAGACGAACGACAAAUAUCUGUACGAUUUAUGCCAGUGUCAGUGUUUUCACUUGAUCGCUAAAUAUAUAAACAAUUUUUUGAUUUAAUAAUGACUAAAUGAAGAUUUUAAUCGCUGCCCUUUUCAGACUAAUAUAUAUUUUUAUUUUUUUAUUAUAUUUUGUAUAUAUCACUUAAGGUAAUAUUUCUUGGCCCGCAUAAAAAAGACAAUUCAAAGUCUAAGGAAAUGCAUUCAAGUAGAAGUUAAAAAAAAAAAAAAAAAAAAAAAAAAAAA